AUUCACUGCAAGUGCUUGCUCUCAACCAUACCGAUACCAGCCGCUAUUUCAAUUUUCUCAAUAAUCUCAAAAUUUUAUAUCCCCAAAUCCAAUUCAUCGUAGUUACUAUGGCGUUUGUUACGUGGAGUGCCUGCUUAUUCUAAUUUUUUUUUUAAUUAUAAAAUUUUUUAACUUUCCACCCCUUAAAUACACCGCCAAUUGAUUAAGUGAGCAUUUAUUUGACUAAAGUGAAUUAUUAUAUUUAAAAACCCGCCAAUCCAAUUGAUAUAUAGAAUUUCAAGUGCCAAAAUAAAAUCGUGAAAAAUUCCUUUAAAAAAAAAAAAGAAAAAACUUGCCCAAAUUUUGACUGAAAAAAUUAUUCACCUAUUCUCAUUCGCUCUCUCUCUUUUUAACACAUCACCGUGAAUAGUUGGCUAGACAAGGAACAACAUUCAUACGUUGCCAACCCAUUCGAGUAAUAAAAACGCACACAGUAUUUUUUCUUUCGUUUUUAUUUUAUUUUAGUUGUUUUUUUUUUUUUUUUUAUUGUAUAUAUAUAUAUUUUCGACCAUCUACUCAAGAAAAACCAAAGGGGGGAAAAGAGUGUGACCACAUAGACAAAACAAGAAAAUCCCGAAAAGAAUUUCCAAAAAGAACAUCACUCACAUUCGGCUCGGAGACGAGAGCAAGAGAGAAGGAAAUAAGCACUUUUGCUUUUUUCAACACACACACCGAACCCAACACCCGCCGCUCGUUUGUGCUCGUCUAAACUAAACUCGUCGUGUCGCGGUGGUGUAUCAAGUUGAUUCGAGAAAAGAAAGAUUUUUUUUUUAAUAUUAAAAAAAAACGCAUUUUCAUCGCGAAUUUGUUUGAGUUAAUGAAAUAUUUUUAAUAUUUUUUGUUGUGUGUGAUAACAACUGAGAAUAUUAUUAAAAAAUAAGGAAUUAAAAGGAGAAACAGUUUUUUAAAAUGGAAGCAGUAGCAAAACACGAUUUUUCAGCGACAGCCGACGACGAGCUCAGCUUUCGCAAGAGCCAAACUCUGAAGAUAUUAAAUAUGGAAGAUGACUCAAACUGGUAUCGUGCUGAGCUCGAUGGCAAAGAGGGACUCAUACCUAGUAACUAUAUAGAAAUGAAAAAUCACGAUUGGUAUUAUGGACGAAUAACGAGAGCAGAUGCUGAAAAAUUAUUGUCAAACAAACACGAAGGCGCUUUUCUAAUCCGAAUUAGUGAAUCAAGUCCCGGAGAUUUUUCAUUAUCUGUAAAAUGCCCCGAUGGUGUGCAACAUUUUAAAGUUCUACGUGACGCACAAGGUAAAUUCUUCCUCUGGGUGGUUAAAUUCAAUUCAUUGAAUGAGUUGGUUGAAUACCACAGAUCGGCAUCAGUAUCAAGAUCACAAGAUGUAAAAUUGAGAGAUAUGAUCCCAGAAGAGAUGCUCGUCCAAGCUUUGUAUGAUUUUGUGCCACAAGAAUCCGGUGAAUUAGAUUUUAGACGUGGUGACGUCAUCACAGUCACUGAUCGUUCCGAUGACAAUUGGUGGAAUGGCGAAAUUGGCAACAGGAAAGGAAUUUUCCCAGCAACAUAUGUCACGCCAUACCAUUCAUAAUAGGAUUCACACAAUCGUAGUAGCAGCAGCACCAUUUACCACUACCAAUUUUUGAGCCGACCCACAUACUUCUAUAUGUAUUAUUAUUUAUCACACAAAAUAAUAAACCACACGAAGAUGAUAAUGAGAACAAGAAGAAAUUCUUAAACAACAAUAAACUAUGAAUAUAUUUUGUUCAUGGUUUUGGAUAAUAAUAAUCAAUGCGUCGUAUUUUUCUCUUCUUACAUUUUUUUUUUAUGGACUGCAAAAUAUUUUUGUUUUUAUUUAAAGAUAUAGCCUCACAGAAAAAUUAGUUUUUAAGUUCAAAUAAUAGUCGAUACAAACGAGUGUUAUGUUGUUAAUCUAUUUAAAUAUGUAUUUCUAUCGUUUCUGUUUUUUUUUUUUUUUGUGUUUUAUUUUUAAAUAUAAUUUUAUUCUUCUCCCUCUUAAUAUAUCUACAAUAUUUUUUGAGCAUUUUUAUCUCGCACACUAGCACUUUACUUUUAUUUAUUAUUUUUAUUCUACAUUUUACAGACACAGAACAACAAAAUAUUUAGGUAAAAAAUAAAUAGUUUUUUGUAUUACAUUUUUAUAUAUAAAAAAACAAAAAAUACAUUUAGUACUCAACGUAAAUAUUAAUUCAAACAAAAAAUUAAGAGGAGACCCUUACAAAUAAAAACAGAAUAUAAAGAUUUUUAUAUUAUUAAUUUUACAACUAAAAAAAAUCAUAAGUCAUAAAUAAUCUUCGUUUGAUUUGUUUUUGAUAGUGUUUAAAAUAAAAACAAAUAUAGGGAAUACAGAAUAAAACAAAAGGAAAAAAAAGAAAAUUUUCAUCUCGGACUACUGUAUUUGUUUAUUGCAGUUGUUUAUCAUCAGUUUAUUAUCAGUUUUAUUUUGCUAUCAAAAAAAUAAUCAACAUACAAGUCUAAAAAAAU
Messenger RNA from Episyrphus balteatus (marmalade hoverfly), 2498 nucleotides. It is a transcript of the gene drk, whose product is annotated as growth factor receptor-bound protein 2. The coding region runs from base 949 to 1584 and encodes 211 amino acids. Gene Ontology annotation, molecular function: protein binding. The transcript has 5 exons. The record is from RefSeq and is a predicted model, not a curated record. NCBI's taxonomy places the organism in Eukaryota, Metazoa, Arthropoda, Insecta, Diptera, Syrphidae.